Molecule: messenger RNA, 1496 nt
Organism: Triplophysa dalaica
Lineage: Eukaryota; Metazoa; Chordata; Actinopteri; Cypriniformes; Nemacheilidae
Gene: ghitm
Product: growth hormone inducible transmembrane protein
Exons: 9
Coding region: 162-1178 (338 amino acids)
Cellular component (GO): mitochondrial inner membrane
Source: RefSeq, a predicted model, not a curated record
UGGCAGUAAACAUCAUGCCCCACAGUGCAUUGCGUUGGCUGACGCUAUUACAGCGACACACGAGAACUUUCCGGAAAGCGUUUUGUGUUGCGUCACUAGUGGACGCGCAACUCUGAGGUGAAAUUGAGUAACAAACCGACUGGAAGCAGUAAGUGACCGUGAUGCUGGUGUCACGUCUGACAUGUCUGAGGUCAGUUCCUCUGGUGGGAUUGAGGUCUGUCCUCCGUCAGGGUCCUGGCGGUCUGAUGAAACCUCAGCAACAGAGUUAUUCCACAAAAGCUCGACUGGGCUUCCGCCGCAGCAAGACCUCCAAAGAACAGAUUCAGGAUGCAGCGUUUGAACCUGCGACACACACUGCCAUUAAAAUUGACAAUAUGGGCAGAAUCAUCCUGGCAGGAGGCGCCGCAGUCGGAUUGGGAGCUUUGUGUUAUUACGGCCUUGGGAUGUCCAAUGAGAUGGGAGCAAUAGAGAAAGCAGUGAUCUGGCCACAAUACGUGAAGGACAGGAUUCACUCCACAUACAUGUACUUUGCGGGCAGUGUGGGUCUGACCGGUCUCUCUGCUGUAGCCGUCAGCAGAUCACCAGCUCUCAUGGGGCUCAUGAUGAGAGGCUCCUGGCUGGCUAUCGGUGCAACAUUUGCAGCCAUGAUUGGUGCAGGAAUGUUGGUGAGGUCGAUCUCAUAUGAGCACAGUAUGGUACCUAAGCACCUUGCCUGGGCCCUGCAUGCAGGUGUGAUGGGAGCCGUAAUUGCUCCGUUAACUCUGUUGGGCGGCCCGCUGAUGAUUCGAGCUGCCUGGUACACGGCAGGCAUCGUGGGUGGUUUGUCGACUGUGGCCAUGUGUGCGCCCAGUGACAAAUUUCUAAGCAUGGGCGGCCCGCUCGCUGUGGGAUUUGGAGUGGUCUUUGCCUCUUCUCUGGGUUCCAUGUUUCUGCCGCCCACUUCAGCGUUCGGGGCCGGUCUGUACUCUGUGGCUGUUUAUGGAGGUCUGGUGCUCUUCAGCAUGUUCCUGCUGUAUGACACGCAGAAGGUUAUUAAGCGAGCAGAGACGCACCCCCUUUAUGGUGUUCAGAAGUAUGACCCUAUCAACGCGUGUAUGGGCAUUUACAUGGACACACUCAAUAUCUUCAUGCGGCUGGUGAUGAUUCUUGCCAAUGGUGGAGGAAACAGGAGAAAGUAGCCAUCAUGAGACGAGAGGCCGAGUGAAUCAGUUGAUUUUAUUUAAACACAGAAGAAACGUCUGAUUAAUCCCUUUAGCUAAAAUGCAUCUGAAGCACAUCAGACAGUCAAAGUUUAAGGACAAUGAGUUCAUUUGUGACAUGUAUCCAGAGCAAAUGCAGAUCAUCCUAAUUAUAUUUUCUAAAGUAUAGUUGUUAUUUAUUUAUUCCACAGUUUCAUAAGCGUGGAGCCACUUAAAUCUGUCUAGAGGAUCUGUGUGUUAUAUGCGUGUAAUUUUUCUGUUUAAAGCUUCAAUAAACUUUUACCCAUCUAAUUAAAA